UUGUCGGCCCUCCGUCAAUUGGCCCGACCGGGAUAAAAAAUUCGGGCUCAGAAACCGACCUCAUCUAAACUAGCUACUCCCCACCAAGGCCGCUCACCUUAUCCAGGCUCAAUUGCAAUACGUUCUAUCGCCUUUCAGUUACCCCCUUUACGUCUUCAGACAGGCAAGGACCAUGUCCGCGCGCGCUGCUUCCCUCUCCGCGCGCUCGCGCUGCCUGCUCCGUACUCCACAGCAUGCCCGGUUCUCGACCCGGACGUCGUUGCUUGGUGCCGGAGGCCACUACGAUCCCCCAACCGGAUGGCUCUUUGGUGUGAAGCCAGGACAUAAGUAUGUCAAGGAAGGCUGGGAAACUAUCUUCUACUACGGAUUCUUUGGAAGUUUCCUCGUUGCCGGCAUUGCCUACGUAUUCAAGCCAGAUACAUCGAUACAAACAUGGGCUCUCGAAGAGGCACGAAGAAGACUUGAAAAAGAAGGCAUCCUGGAAGACCCCGACAAAGUCCAAAAACAAUGAUUCCCUCCUCCACACUCAAUAUGAU
Microsporum canis CBS 113480 is the source of this 536-nucleotide messenger RNA. RefSeq names its product NADH:ubiquinone oxidoreductase kD subunit. NCBI's taxonomy places the organism in Eukaryota, Fungi, Ascomycota, Eurotiomycetes, Onygenales, Arthrodermataceae. The coding region runs from base 173 to 511 and encodes 112 amino acids. The transcript is spliced from 2 exons. The record is from RefSeq and is a predicted model, not a curated record.